Trachemys scripta elegans is the source of this 1202-nucleotide messenger RNA. It is a transcript of the gene HOXC9, whose product is annotated as homeobox C9. Lineage: Eukaryota; Metazoa; Chordata; Testudines; Emydidae. The record is from RefSeq and is a predicted model, not a curated record. The coding region runs from base 179 to 961 and encodes 260 amino acids. The transcript has 2 exons. Gene Ontology annotation, cellular component: nucleus. Gene Ontology annotation, biological process: regulation of transcription by RNA polymerase II; anterior/posterior pattern specification; DNA-templated transcription. Gene Ontology annotation, molecular function: RNA polymerase II cis-regulatory region sequence-specific DNA binding; DNA-binding transcription factor activity, RNA polymerase II-specific.
ACCUGCGGAUUGAUCCACACUGUAUUUUUGGGUAAAUACAAUCACGUGAGAGCUGAGAGCCAAUAGCAAACUGGGAAAGGCUGAAAAAAUAAUUACCUGCCCUGAUUGUUCUAUGAGAAGAUAAAAAGUACACAUACAGUUCAUACAAUAAUCUUAUGAAUGUAAAAGAGGGGGGAACAUGUCGGCUUCUGGUCCCAUAAGCAACUAUUAUGUAGAUUCCUUGAUAAGUCAUGAAAAUGAAGAGCUCUUGGCAUCAAGGUUCCCAGCCACUGGCUCUCACCCUGCAGCAGCUAGACCUUCAGGAUUAGUACCGGACUGUGCCGAUUUUCCAUCCUGCAGUUUUGCCCCUAAACCGGCCGUUUUUACUACUUCAUGGGCUCCCGUGCAUUCUCAGUCUUCUGUGGUUUACCAUCCGUAUACCCACCAGCCUCACAUUGGGGCUGACACCAGGUAUAUGCGCACUUGGUUGGAACCCAUCUCAGGCGCUGUGUCCUUCCCUGGCUUCCCACCCAGCAGCAGGCAUUACGGGCUGAAGCCGGACGCUUUCCCCGGCCGAAGGGCGGAAUGUGGCCCGGUGGACGGGCGUAGUUAUCCGGAUUACAUGUACGGAUCCCCGGGUGAUCUCAGAGACCGAACUCCGCAGACUAUACCCUCUCCGGAAUCGGAGGCAGUCGCUUCGAGCAAACACAAAGAAGAAAAGAACGAAUUAGACCCUAGCAAUCCCGUCGCAAAUUGGAUUCACGCACGUUCCACAAGGAAGAAAAGAUGUCCUUAUACAAAGUAUCAGACCCUGGAACUGGAAAAAGAGUUUUUAUUCAAUAUGUACCUCACACGGGACCGGAGGUACGAAGUAGCCAGAGUUCUUAAUCUCACUGAACGCCAAGUCAAAAUCUGGUUUCAGAACAGGAGAAUGAAAAUGAAGAAAAUGAAUAAAGAAAAAACCGAUAAAGAACAGCAAUAAAGUUGGCAAAGUCAAAUCAAUGCAAGAGAAAGGAGGAGAGGGGAGGGAGGAAGGAAAAGCCGUUUCUUUGGUUCGAAAUGUUUCUGACUUUGAAUGUGCUGAUCAGUGUUUAGAAUUAGUUAAACACAGCCAAGCGUUUGGGAGCACCAUGCUUUUAUAAAAUGCAACUAAAAUAAAAUGAUUUUUUGUCCUUUUCAGAAAACAUAAAAGAAAAGUACUUGAAUUUUUUUUUUAGUAUUUU